AAACCCGUGUGACACAGAUUGGGAAUCGAACAAAAACCGAAAACGCUACCAAUUGGAUACCUACUUAAACACCGAACGGCAACGAGUGCACUCCAUAAUAUACACAAUUUCCCCAAUAUGAUGUCCAGACAAGCUCUGCUAAUUGCCGGACUCCUGCUCAUCGUGGGCAGCUCCGCGGUGUUCUCAUACCCACAAUCCACACCCGAAGAAGAGCAAAUGCAGAGCGAUGCAGAUGAUUUUGAUUAUGGAGAAGAAAGCCAAAGUGCGCCCAGUCCGCAGACGAAAUCUACGCAUCCCAGUAUCGGUGACAAGAUGAACAAAUCCCUUACUGUGACCGGAAUCCGAGGCGAAAAUGUGAAGCUCACGUGCGAUGUGGGAACCGAUCUGGAAAACUGUGAGGUUUGUUCUGUUCUGUGGCUUUUUGGCGACCAUGUCAUAGCCAAUGGCAAGAAUGUGGUGCAGCCCAACUUCAAACUGGACUCGAACUUUGAUCUGACCAUCCUAAAGGCCAGUCCCCAGGACGCCGGCGGCUAUAGCUGCAAUGUCCUGCCCGCCGGAUCCGUGGUCAGCACGAAGGUGAUCAUCGCCGAGCAUUCCCUGGACGCCAUUGCACCGGAGAGCUCCACCUCGGCGGCGGGAUCUGCGAGCAGUUUUCUCGGCCACACGCUACUCGGAUCGAUCGCAUUGCUGCUCCUGGGGAUGGGCAAACACUAG
Drosophila takahashii is the source of this 714-nucleotide messenger RNA. It is a transcript of the gene babos, whose product is annotated as babos. NCBI's taxonomy places the organism in Eukaryota, Metazoa, Arthropoda, Insecta, Diptera, Drosophilidae. The record is from RefSeq and is a predicted model, not a curated record.